AUGGCGGACAAAUUACCAUACACACCUCGCACCCCUAACACACCUUCAUAUUAUAAAGAAACAGAAUUUUCUAAUGAAUUUACCAGCAGUUUAAUAAAUUCAAAUGAUAUCUACAAGGAUGCCAAUAAAGCUUUAUGGGAUACAAUCAACCACUAUCAAUUACAACUCACAGCUUUAAGAAAAGAUCACCAAAUAGUGGUAUUAGAAUGUAAAACUGAAGAACGAAAAAAAAAUCUACUUGAGGAAUUUCUUCCUUCAGAUAAUUUUAACGAACAUAAAAUUCGUAAAUAUUACGAUGAAGUAUACAUCUCACCUGAUCGCAAUUACAUCUUGACCAAACCUGCAUACAUUCAAGAAGAUAUUAUAAAGUUAGAUAAAAAACAUGAAAAAAUACCUAUUGUCAGCGAUCGAUAUAUCUUAUUUCAUUCUAAGAUAAUUCAUGAUUUUUACAAUUCAAAGGCUGAACGACAAAAAGAACUAUUAAUGAAAAAUAGAUACGAUGGUACCCUUUACUGGGUUUCAAGUG
Acaulospora morrowiae is the source of this 526-nucleotide messenger RNA. The record is from the annotation of a GenBank genome assembly. NCBI's taxonomy places the organism in Eukaryota, Fungi, Glomeromycota, Glomeromycetes, Diversisporales, Acaulosporaceae.